Molecule: messenger RNA, 1542 nt
Organism: Drosophila teissieri
Lineage: Eukaryota; Metazoa; Arthropoda; Insecta; Diptera; Drosophilidae
Gene: gcm
Product: transcription factor glial cells missing
Exons: 2
Coding region: 1-1542 (513 amino acids)
Biological process (GO): regulation of transcription by RNA polymerase II; gliogenesis
Cellular component (GO): nucleus
Molecular function (GO): DNA-binding transcription activator activity, RNA polymerase II-specific; RNA polymerase II cis-regulatory region sequence-specific DNA binding
Source: RefSeq, a predicted model, not a curated record
AUGGUCUUGAACACAAUGCCAAUGCCAAUGCCAGUGCCCAUGCCAGUGCCCAUGCCUGUGCCCAGUCCUCCGGCCACCAAGUCCCGCGUGGCGAUCGACUGGGACAUCAACGACUCCAAGAUGCCGUCGGUGGGGGAGUUCGACGACUUCAACGACUGGGCCAACGGCCACUGUCGCCUCAUCUACUCCGUGCAGAGUGAUGAGGCGAGGAAGCAUGCCAGCGGCUGGGCCAUGCGCAACACCAACAACCACAACGUGAACAUCCUGAAGAAGAGCUGUCUGGGAGUGCUCCUCUGCAGUGCCAAGUGCAAGUUGCCCAAUGGAGCCAGUGUGCAUCUCAGGCCCGCCAUUUGCGACAAGGCCAGGAGGAAGCAGCAGGGCAAACAGUGUCCCAAUAGAAAUUGCAAUGGACGCUUGGAGAUCCAGGCCUGCCGCGGCCACUGCGGCUAUCCGGUGACCCACUUCUGGCGCCGGGACGGCAGCGGCAUCUACUUCCAGGCCAAGGGCACCCACGAUCACCCCAGACCCGAGGCCAAGGGCUCCACGGAGGCCAGACGGCUUUUGGCCGGAGGACGACGUGUGCGCAGCUUGGCCGUGAUGUUGGCCAGGGAAUCGGCACUGAGCGACAAGCUGAGCAGCCUGAGACCCACAAAACGGCAGGCCAAGACUCAGUCGAUCCAGGAGAGCAAGCGCAGGAGGACGGCUGCUGCCGAUGUGAACCAAACCAAGCAGGACUCGUUGGAAGCAGCCAGCUAUCUGCCCACAUCGACGCCCACACACAGCAGCAACUUCAAUCAAUCGCAGGGAUCAUAUGUGCCCGCAGGACUGGGAUCAGUGAGCAGCCAGUGGAACGGAGAGAUCUACUACGAAACGGAGGAUCCAGCCUAUGCCAGUGGAAUGUACUCCUACGACAUGCUCCACUCACCACUCUCCGCGCACAGCUCCACGGGCAGUUACUACCAGGAGAACAAGGCGCAGCAACUGCAGCACUCGCAGUACCAGCAGCAACUCUCUCCGCAGCAACAUGUCAGCACAGCCAGCUAUGAUCCCAGCCAGCCCAUCUCCUCCAGCCUGCAGUACGGAAUGCCCUUGUACGAGAGCUGCGACGAUACGUCCAGCUUGACCAGCAGCUCGGGCUACAGCUCCGAGGACUAUGGCUACUACAAUGGAUACCUACCCAACUCGCUGGACGUGAGCAACGGCAGCCAGGGGCAGAAUCCCAGCCAGGAUGGCAGUUUCUACACCACCAGCUCGGAGAUCUUCAGUGUGUUUGAGUCGACUCUAAAUGGCGGCGUGUCCAGUGGCGUGUCCAGUGGCGUCGAUCUCAUCUUUGACGAAGCAACCGCCUACCAGCAACAUCAGCAACCGAGCAACUUCCUGCAGCUCGCCAGCUACCAAGGACAGGAGCCGCAGGAUCAGCUGCAGUCCGCCGACUACUACUACAGCAACACGGGUGUGGACAACUCGUGGAACAUCCAAAUGGACGCGACAUAUCACCAUCACCAGUCACCAGUCAGCAGCACGGAUCCCAUCUACUGCUAA